AUGGUGUUAGUUAACCGACAUCAGGAUGCUGAUCAAAUUGUCGAUCAAUAUCGGCAAGAAGACUUAGCAAUGGGAAAUAAUUUGACAACUAUUGUCGAAAGAAUUAUGGCUAGGAAUGGUAUGAGUGCCACAUUGCAAAGGCAACUAUAUGCCUCCCCAUUGGCUGAAUUUAUUCUCCAAACCGAGUCACCUAGAGGAACGAGAGUGCCUAAAUACACUAAGUUUGGGGGAGAAUCUGGUGAGUCGACAAUAGAACAUAUUGCCAGAUACUUACUAGAGUCGGGAGAUUUGGCUCACAAUGAGUGUUUGAGAGUAAAAAACAUUCCUUCUUCUUUGACUAAGGCUACCUUCACAUGGUUCACUUAUUUGGCCCCAAAUUCGAUUGAUUCGUGGGCCAAGUUAGAAAAGAAGUUCCAUGAACAGUUUUAUGAAGGGCAUUCCAAAAUCAGUUUGGCAGAAUUGUCUAGCAUUAAGAGAAGGUUUGCUGAGAGUAUUGACGAUUAUCUGAAUAGAUUUAGAUCAUUAAAGGCCAGAGUUCGACAUUUCGAACGCCUGAGGUUAGAAAAGGUUAGACACAAUAAGGCUAAGAAGGAAAAAAUAGCUUUCGUCGAUUAUGAUGCGACAAAUCCAAUCUAUGAGGCUGAUUAUGCCUCAUCGACAGAAUUAGAAAUUGACAUGGCUGAGUUAAAGCCAGGAUUUGCUUAUGAGUGUCGUUCAUUACUUCCUGCACAAGGUAAAAAUCUUGUCGAAAACAAUACAAAAUUCCUUUCAAAAACUUAUACAUUUGAUGUGAUAAAGUGUGAGGAAAUUUUUGAUUUGGAUCUGGUUCAGAAAGCAAUUCAAGAAGGCAGGCUGAAGUUUGAUGGCCGCAAAAUGAAGAUCGACGUUGACCCUCUCCACUAG
Molecule: messenger RNA, 903 nt
Organism: Lathyrus oleraceus (garden pea)
Lineage: Eukaryota; Viridiplantae; Streptophyta; Magnoliopsida; Fabales; Fabaceae
Exons: 3
Coding region: 1-903 (300 amino acids)
Source: RefSeq, a predicted model, not a curated record